ACAAAGUGGACCAGGUUGUAUUCGCAUUGGAAUUAAUGGGGGAAAAUUCCAAGAACAACCUGAAAAAAUGUUACCAGUCAACGAGAAAUUUAGCAGAAGACAAUGGCGAAAUUGCCCCCACAACCAACGCGUUACACGCAAUCUCGACAUCCGCGGACAUGGUCAGACGGCCGGCUGCUACAAGCAAUUUUUUCGUCGUACUAAAUACUGCACAGAUCUCAAAUGCAGCAAGUACGCAUUUGAUUUCUUUCAGAACAAAUAACUGCAACGAUUUGUACAAUUGAAUGGCAAGCGAGCGCGAUAAUUUCGAUCUAUCGGGACCCCGUAAUCUUCACAAUCUUGACUGGAACGAUCCUUCGCACAGACGAAUCGUUGCGGGGGCUCUGGUGCAGGCAGUUUACGUUCUGGAAAGAGAUCGCCAAGAGAAACGGCAGAGUCCGCAGGAUGCCCUAGCUCCUGCCUGGUGGACAUUUUUCCAUUACAAUCCCGUACAGAUUAUGGUUGACAAGGUCGAGGGUUCGAUCUUCGGGGCCGUCUUUGAACGAGCGGAAAAUGAAAAACACCAGACCAACAUUCCGAGAUCCGUCGUGGCCUUCAGAGGAUCGAUUUUAAAGCCCGAGACUUUGCGGACGGAUCUGAAACUCGAUCUGGUUCUGAUAACCAACGGCCUGCACAAAACCCCUAGGUUUGAUUUUGCCCUAGGCGCCGUCAGAUCCGCCAUUGCAAAGCACGGUCACUGUAAAGUUUGGGUUGCCGGCCAUUCUUUGGGCGCCGCCUUUGCGAUGCUGGCGGCGCGAAAACUGUGCGAAGAUGAAGGUCUGGUUUUGGAAAGUUAUCUGUUCAAUCCUCCAUUUGCCUCUGCGCCGCUCGAAAGAAUAAAAAAUGAGAAAGUGAAAUUAGGGUUUCAUGUCGCGCACAGCUUCGUGACGGCCGGUUUGGCUAUGGCCGUCAUAGGCAAGACACAAGAUGGGUCUGAUCGCGAUGCUUUUGCUGCUCUGAGCAGCUGGACUCCUAAUCUUUAUGUGAAUCCGGCUGAUGAUAUUUGUUCUGGUUAUGUUGGUUACUUCGGGAACAGGGAGAGAAUUCAUGGGAUGGGUUUCGGAGUGGGCAGGAUUGAUGAUUUUGCUGCCCGCCAUUCGAUUAAUGAAUCGAUUAUGGCUGCAUUUGGGAAGGAAUCCAAGGCCUCGUAUUUGAUUCCGUCGGCGAAAUUGACGCUGAAUUUGGGGCCGUCGCCUGAUUUUAAGAGAGCUCAUGGCAUCCAUCAAUGGUGGUCGCCGGAUCUGCAAUUUCGAUGCACGUUAUUUAGACUGCCGGCAUCUAAAACUUGACGACGUAUUCAUCCACCAUUUUUUUAUUAUUAUAUCGUGUUCUGUGCAUAUUUUUUAAUUACAGGCUUGUCGGAACGACCACUUCUGCAAUUCCUCGAUUUUUUUGUAAAAACGAAUUUGAAACUGUCUACAUGUAAAUUAUCUAGGGUAAUUGAAUAUUCAAUAUAUGCAAAGAAUUGGCAUACACUUAAUUUAAAUAAAAUUCUGAGUUUGGAUUUA
Messenger RNA from Cryptomeria japonica (Japanese cedar), 1547 nucleotides. RefSeq names its product GDSL esterase/lipase At4g10955. The record is from RefSeq and is a predicted model, not a curated record. Gene Ontology annotation, biological process: lipid metabolic process. The transcript has 2 exons. The coding region runs from base 285 to 1328 and encodes 347 amino acids. NCBI's taxonomy places the organism in Eukaryota, Viridiplantae, Streptophyta, Pinopsida, Cupressales, Cupressaceae.